Molecule: messenger RNA, 3319 nt
Organism: Spodoptera litura
Lineage: Eukaryota; Metazoa; Arthropoda; Insecta; Lepidoptera; Noctuidae
Molecular function (GO): DNA-binding transcription factor activity, RNA polymerase II-specific; RNA polymerase II cis-regulatory region sequence-specific DNA binding
Source: RefSeq, a predicted model, not a curated record
UUUGUCUGUUACUUCUACCUCCGCCCGCCCUUUCUCUCAGCGAGCACGCAAGCAGCACGAGGUUUAAAUUAGAAAAAUGGAUGGCGAAGAGUGUACUAACAUUAACGUGGAGGCGCCAUAUCCAAUACUGUUCAUACCAAAAGUGUGCACACAGUUGGAAACGCACUGCCAGUUGUCGGAAAACGUAUUCAUACACCUGAACAUCUCAUGCCCGGACACUUUCGGAAACGAAACAGUAAUAUAUCAGGGCUUCUGCAAUGUGAAGGUUUUGGAUGGUAAUGACAUCAACAUCAGGUAUGGAUCACCAGAUAGUUUAACAAGCAAUGACAACAUACCUCUGGUUCUGACUGAAGCAAACCAGAUAACAUUUCCUGCCUACAAUGAUUCUCAAGUAUGGAUAGACCCAGCAAGGAGUCCUUAUGUGUACAACCGUUGUGACUCACCGCCUAAAGAGUCCUACACUAUACGUGAGGCUCAUAACAACCACAUAACUAUUGAGCAGCACAACACAUACAUUACACAAAAUGUGUACCAGUACAAUGAAGCUAUUCGUUACUCUUCGGUGUGCGAAGAGCAGAAAGCAGUGGAGAAGAUACAAGAAAGUUCUCAGAAUCCAAAUGGUUACAACAUGUAUGAGGAAGAUGAGUUUGAAUGCGGAGUCUUUUUGUCUCAAUUGUCUGAAGAAAUUAUCCAUGAGAAGGAGACUAGGGCAAGAGAUGAGAGGAAAUUUAUUGGGUUGCAGACGGACAAUGAAGCACUGAAACAGCUGAUGUCUUCGGACAUACAGUCUGUGUCAAGGCAGCAGAAGACUAUACUGUUCUUAGGGCAUGAUUCAGAGUCCGGUCAGACGGUACAGAAUAUUGCUAUAAAUGAUCCAUCUUUGGAGUGCCGAGGUGCCCGUGCUAUGGAGACUGAAGUCACUGAGGAACCGGUGCCAGACGAGUCCAACACUAACUCAACAAACCCACGCGCAAAGAAGUAUCAGUGCAACAAAUGUAAACAGAUAUUUGAUCAACUGUCCGCCUUCAAGCAACACAUGGUCGGCAACCACCGGCUCUCAAACUUAUACGACGUCUCCUCAAACGUAAAGUUCAUGUGCACCGACUGCGGCAAAAAUCUAAAAAACCAAGAAAAGUUUGAGCAACACUGCCGCGGACACGGCGACCCCGAUCUAGAAUGCAACAAGUGCCAUAAAGUCUUCGCCUCAAAAUUUACUUUACGUAAUCAUCGCAAGAUACAUUCUCGGAUGUACCAGUGCAACUUCUGCACAAAAUCUUAUUCGACAUCACAGGAGUUGCAAUCACACACAACUAAAGCACACUUUUCCUUUAUGUGCGAAUGUUGUUCUUUCACUUGCGAGAAUUUAGCUGAUCUAACAGCUCAUCAAGAGAUUCAUAAACACGAGACACCUUCGGAAAUCAAUAAUUCAAAGAAUUCCAGUGAAUCUGACUUCGCUGAGACAGGAGGUCUGUUCGAAGAGAUCAGUGACUUCUCAUUGCCAGAAGACAUGGUAAAACGGGAGCAAGAUGAACGCAUCCAAACUGCUGACUCUGUGAUCGCUAAAGUGAUGUCCAACAAGAUAUUUCGAAGCAAUUCUACGAGCAGUAGUAAGAACAAGAAACUGCGGAAGUACAAUAAGACCUGCGAAGUAUGUUUGAAAAAGUUCGAUCGGAUCGGUGACCUCAAGAGACAUUUGAUCGAGCACGUCAUAAGAAGCACCCUCGCGAAGAACCCAGUCAACAAGUUCGGGGUCCUCAACAUCCGCUGCGAGAUCUGCCAGGAGAAGGUAUUCACUAAAAUAGACAGGUAUAAGGCUCACCUCAGGGAACAUGCCAAGCUCACCCUUUACAAAUGUACCUUCUGCGAUAAAUCCUUCAGUGAUUCCAGCAACUUCUCUAAACACAAGAAAAUCCACGGUACCACGUACUUCCAAUGUGACUUGUGUCAACGUAAGUUUAAUUCAAAGAAAAUGAUCACUCAACACAUGGAGUAUCAUAACAAUACAAAUCCUAUUCAGUGUCAGUAUUGUGACAAGGUGUUCCAUUUUGAAUCCAUGCUCAACAAGCAUAUUAGGUGCUCUCAUACUAAGAUGUCGACCACCAAGUUUAGGUGUAGGUUCUGCCGUAAUUAUUUCAAAAGUUUGAAGGAGAAAUGGGACCAUGAAUGGACCGUGCAUAAUGUCAGGAAGGCAAUCGUUGAUUGUCUGCUGUGUGGGUCUAGGUUCAGAAAGUAUGCUGAGCUAAAAAGACAUUGCACGGAUGAGCAUGACACCGCCAUACCGCAAGCAAAACGGUUACUAAGGUGGAAAAUGAAACGAAAAAUGCAAUUGCUCGACGAAAAUUUGUAAAUGGCUGGACCAGUUUACAUGCAAUAUUGAUUCUUAUUGCUUUUCUUUUGUAGUUUAGUUUUCUAUUAAUAUUUAUUUAUUUUAGUUGUCCUUUAUUGUUCGUGAUCAAACACUUUACUGUGUUGUGAUAUUUUAUUAGAUUGAUACUGUCUUGUUAUUCUUUGAGGUCUUAGGGUUGAUAUUCGUUUGCGAUUAUGAGUUUAUGAUAAACCUUUAUUAUUUUUUUAUUUUAAAUUCAUUGUGUAAUUGUAACCUGUGUACUAACUGAAGCCUUGGGGAAUAACAGACUUGAUAAGUAGAAUAGGUUUAUGAUUUUAAAUAUAAAGUUUUUUACUUUUAAAUUAAGGUGAGAUCAAGGUUGUAACUUGUUUAUUUUUAUAAGUAAAUGAAUUGUCGGUACAGCCGAAUUAGUAAGCAACUUCCUUACAAAAUCUUAAGUUUGGUGUCGAUUUUUGACUUCAGUUCUAUUGACUUUCUGUCAAAAACAUGGACUUAUUGAUUUUGAAUUGAGAUUGAUUAUUAAAGUCUGCCGUUUCUUUGACAACUCUAGUUAUUUUUCUUAAUUAACGAAUGGUCUCUAUUUAGUAUUUACAACGUAUUUAUUAAUAACUUAUUAUUAAUUUAUGAAUUAGUUAAGUUCGUAGUUGAUUCAGGCUGUGAGUCUGUGGAUCUCAAACUUUUUAUUUAUUUAUUUUUUAAGAUACAUUUUUGUUUAUUUUUUGAGUUUUUGUUGAUCUUUGUUUUGUCUUAGUUUAAUUUAUAGAUAUCAUUUAUUGUCUCGUUGAUCUUGUGGUAGCAAACACCACUGUUUAAGACGGAGUCUCAAAUUAUAUACGUGCUGAGUUAAAGGAUUAAUAACUGGAUUUUUGAAUUAGUACCUAGUCUGAAUUCAUGACAAUCUAGUUAGACAUAUAUGAUAGAAUCAAAAUCAGUAAAUCUUCUACGCAUUAUGAAAUCAUAAUUAUGAGAGCU